AUUGCAGGAGUUAGGUAAGGGCUGUGCUAAUGGGCUGAGGAGGGAGCUCCUGCCUUCUGUAUUCCUUUCGGCUGUGUUUCUGCCUGAGCUGCAAAGUUUAAUGAUCUGAAUUGCAUUUUGAUCAGGGAAGGAGGAAGCGGGACGCGAGGGGCGAGUCGGCGGAGGAUCAGCCGCUGAGGAAGGAGAGGGGAAGCCGCGCUGCUGGGAUUGAGGAGGUGCGGCUGGGGCUCGGCUCGCUGGCGGGGAGAAGCCCCGGCUUCCCGGAGGGAGGGAGGCGGCGUGAACCCUCUGCAGCCCGGACCUCGGCUCUGCGCCCGGGAUGGGUAACGGCUGGAUCCUCCUCACCCUGGGGCUCUGCACCCUGGCCAACGGAGAGCUGAGACAGUCUGUCUCAGCAACUAAAAUGCCAUGGCCUGAGGAAUUCUACCUGGAACAGUCAAUGGAUACCAGCGAGCCCGUUGAGUCUGGAAAUUGGCCAGUUGAUGAUGACGACUAUGACACUUCUGGAUCAGGUUCUGGGAAUUUUGAAACUGAGAUACAAAUGGUGACCUUCAGUCCUGUACAAGUAAACCCAGACAUCAAGCCAACUGUUGAUGCCACAAGAUCAGUAACUGUCAGAGUCGAAUCAACUACACAGAAAAAGAUGGUUAGGAAGCCUGUCCGAACAGAGACAACUGUAGACACCCUGGUUAAAGAGGAGACAAAGAAAGGAGAUGACUUUGUUAUUGAAAAGCCAACUAUUAAUACUGAUGAUGACGAUGUGUCUGCAAAAAAACAUUCAGAAAGCCUUUUCCAGAGAACAGAAGUGCUUGCAGCUGUUAUUGCUGGAGGAGUCAUUGGCUUUCUGUUCGCCAUCUUCCUUAUCUUGCUGUUGGUGUACCGCAUGAGGAAGAAGGAUGAAGGGAGCUAUGACCUUGGUGAACGAAAGCCUUCCACUGCAGCCUAUCAAAAGGCACCAACCAAGGAAUUUUAUGCAUAA
Pristis pectinata (smalltooth sawfish) is the source of this 979-nucleotide messenger RNA. RefSeq names its product syndecan 2 (gene sdc2). Bases 320 to 979 code for a protein of 219 amino acids. The record is from RefSeq and is a predicted model, not a curated record. Gene Ontology annotation, cellular component: cell surface; membrane. The transcript has 5 exons. NCBI's taxonomy places the organism in Eukaryota, Metazoa, Chordata, Chondrichthyes, Rhinopristiformes, Pristidae. Gene Ontology annotation, biological process: cell migration.